This is a messenger RNA of Ziziphus jujuba (common jujube), 2652 nucleotides long. Its product is annotated as receptor-like cytosolic serine/threonine-protein kinase RBK2. The record is from RefSeq and is a predicted model, not a curated record. Bases 864 to 2237 code for a protein of 457 amino acids. Gene Ontology annotation, biological process: protein phosphorylation. Gene Ontology annotation, molecular function: ATP binding; protein kinase activity. The transcript has 9 exons. NCBI's taxonomy places the organism in Eukaryota, Viridiplantae, Streptophyta, Magnoliopsida, Rosales, Rhamnaceae.
GGAACAUAAAAAAAGAAAUCCACUCUUUACUAUUUUUCGUGUAAUCGGAAAAAUGUUUUUAACAAUGAAUGAGACCCAAAAAAAAAAAAAAUUCAACAAAAAAAAUUAAUAAUUUCAACUAUGCAAUAGAAGAGUAAUUUGCCAAACUAGACCAAACAUAAAAUUUAAAGAAAGAAACUUUACAGAGUUUGGUGAAGGAGAAAAAACGUUCAAUGAAACUUUCUCUCAUUUUCCGUGGGGUGUUUUAAGGUUGAGAGCGGAAGUCGCUGUACAGCUCUCACCACUUGUCAGCAACCCAGUUGAACAGAGCAGCGAUUCUUUCGGACCCAUGUAAGACAGAGAGAGAGAGUGAAACCGUACUAAUACUCUCUCCCUCAGGGAAGAGCCAAAAAAAAAAAAAACUAUAAUGAGGCUGUUUUCCAAUUCCCACAUUUGGGUUCUAGAUUCCCUUCUCUUUGACUAUAGAUAAUAACAAUUAAGAUUUUUUUUUUUUAAUUCUUUCAAGCUCCAAAAAAUAAAUUCAAAGAAAGAAAACAAUAUAGUUAGAAGCAAAAAAACGGGGUUUUUGUUGAAGCACAUUGAUAUUCGAAAACUGCUAUAUUGUUUUUUUCUGUUUUUUUGGGUCUCCUAUUUAUGACAUUGUAGCUGGUUUGGUUUUUUGUUCGGUUCUGCUUUUUUUCUCUUUGCUCGCUCAUGGCUCUUCUUUCCCAUUUCUGAGCCCCUGGUGACUGCUGGAGAGCAGAAAACUCUUUUUUCAUGGAACUCAUGCAAUUUUCUGAUUAUAGAUUCUGUUCUAACGUUUGGAAUAAUUUUUCGCUCAAGGAGAACAAUAAUUUUCAGGAAAGAUAACAACAAAAAUUCCAAUGCAUGAGACUGUUAUAAAACACAAAAGACGAGGUAGCCUCUUCCAUUGUGCUUCUGCCCAAGAUUUGAGAUGUUUAGACAUGGAAAAGGAGAAACAAGAUGUGUCAUCUCCUAGAGGAGUUUUGGAAGCAUAUGCAACAGCAUUUGAGUCUGAUACAGUUACACCUGAAAAUAGUACAUCGGAAUUAGAAAGCCGUCCAAAUUCAAGGGCAGUUUCUCACUGGAGAAAAUUUUUCAAGUUAUGGAAUAAGAGGUCAAUUAAGCGCCUAGCAUCCUUUCCGCCUCUUGGAGUGCCAAAGAUCUCAAUAAGAAAGUGCAAAAAUGAAAGAGAGUCUCCGUUGCUAACUAACGUAUACAACUUCAAGUCCUCAUUGGUCAACUUUACAUUCUCUGAACUCCAAGCUGCAACCAACAAUUUUAGUGAAGAAAAUGUAAUUGGAAAGGGUGGUUAUGCCAAAGUUUACAGGGGUUGUUUGAGAAAUGGGCAGUUGAUAGCUGUUAAACGCCUGAUAAAAGGAACAGCAGAUGAAAAAACAGCAGCCUUUUUAUCUGAACUUGGCAUCAUUGCUCAUGUAGAUCAUCCUAAUACUGCCAAGUUGUUUGGUUGUUGCAUUGAAGGAGGAAUGCACCUUGUUUUCCAAUUAUCUUCAUUUGGGAGUUUAGGAUCCCUCCUACAUGGGUCAAAGGAUAAUAAACUAGAUUGGAGUAAAAGGUAUAAAAUUGCUUUAGGUACAGCAGAUGGUCUGCUAUAUCUUCAUGAGAGUUGUCAGAGGCGUAUCAUUCACAGAGAUAUCAAGGCUGAUAAUAUUCUACUUACACAGGAUUAUGAGGCUCAGAUUUGUGAUUUUGGACUUGCAAAGUGGCUACCUGAACAAUUGACUCACCACAAUGUUUCUAAGUUCGAGGGCACAUUUGGGUAUUUUGCUCCUGAGUAUUUUAUGCAUGGAAUAGUAGAUGAGAAAACUGAUGUUUACUCUUUUGGGGUUCUACUAUUGGAGCUCAUUACCGGGCGUCGAGCCUUAGAUGAUCUUCAGCAGAGCCUAGUGAUUUGGUCAAAGCCUUUGCUGGAUGGCAAUAACAUUAAGGAGCUUGUUGAUCCCGCUCUGGGUGACAAGUAUGACUCAGAAGAGAUUGACCGUGUAGUACUGACUGCAUCUUUGUGCAUUGAACAGUCUCCAAUCUUACGUCCUCGAAUGAGCCAGGUUGUGAUACUGCUAAGAGGUGAUGAAUAUGUUGCAGAAUGUGCAAAAGAAUGUCGAAAAAGUUCCCUCCAAAGAACCUAUUCGGAAGAGCUGUUGGAUGCUGAUGAAUACAACUCAACAAAAUAUCUGAACGACCUCAACCGACACAAGCAGGUCGCAUUCAGUUCUUGAAGUCAAACUAAUGGGUAUAUUUAAAAGAAUGGAAGUUAGAACAACAGUUGUCAAAGACUUGUGUCAAAGUGGUGUUUGGAAGUUCCAUGGAAAUUUUAGUUCUUGUUCUUAGUUUUCCAUGGCAUUUGAAAAGCAUGUAAUCUAUGAAAUCCUUUUCAAGUACCAUGCAAAACGGUAAAAAUUGGAUGAUUUUGUCUCCAGAGGACAGCCAAAGACCACCUUAACCAGUUCUUCCAUUCCUUCAGUAUAUGUAAAGUUUUUAGUUUACAUUUACAUGGAAGAUGAAUCUUAAGCUUAUAGAGAGGAUAUAUAUAUAUAUAUAUAUAUAAAGAAUUCUCUACAGUUUACAGUAGUUUAACAGUUGCAAUGACGUGGUUUUAUAUGGAAGCCAACAAGGCCAUGUUGGGUUUGUUUA